AUGUCGGCAGUCUACUCGAUCUACACCUCGCCCAACCAUGCGCCCAUCCCCAACCAUCUUCCCACGCUCAUCGUCACGCCCUACGGCCAGCCACACCACACGCUCUACUCGUACAUCCACACCAACUUUAACAAGGAGACGUACCUGCUCACCCCCUCGCCGCAGGGCGACCUCUGCGUCGCCAAGAUGGUGCCGCCGCCCGGCUCGCGCGGUCCCGGCGGCGGCUCCUCCGACGGCGGCCACUCCAACGGCCAUUCGGACAAGACGGUGCGCUGCGAGGCAUCGCGCAACCUCAAAUGGUCCAUCACCAACACGGGCAUCCACGCGCCCGUAUACAAACUCACGCUCCCCAAUCCAGACGCGCCCGGACACGAACAGCCGCUCUUCCAGAUCUCGAAACCCAACCCGAACGCAACCUGGUGGACCAUGUUCUACUUUACCUACGCCGGCCAUCUCAUCCCACCAAAGCGCAUCGAGUUUGGCAAGAUCCAGAAGAACGCCGCGGCAGGAAGCGGUGGUGGCGGCGGAACGCGUGUGACCAUCGCAGGAAAGACGCCCGAGGAAAAGGCCGUGUGGCAGACGCUCGGCGAGGGCAACGAGGACAUGGUCGAGUGGAUCGUGCUCUGCGCAGCGCUCAACGUGCUCGACGACGAGAUCAUCAAGGCGGCGCAGUCCACAGAACCCAAGCGCGCCCCUGCGCCCUCGGCGUCCACAGCCGUACCCUCCAGCCGCCCUGCCGUGGGCGGCGCGAUGCGUGGCCCGAACCCACCACAGCAAAAGAUGCCCAUGCCCGUGCCGCAGCCGCAGGGAGGCGUCAAUGCCGGAUACCGCGGCCCUAGUCAGGCGGCCGGUAUGAGGCCAGCACAAGGCGCAGGUCCGCAGCCCAACCCGCAGAUGUACCAGCAACAGCGCGGGCCACCACCGCCGCAGCAGUAUCGCGCCCAAGGCCCACCCCAGCCGCAUCCACAGCAGGGCUAUGCACCGCCGCCGCAACAGCAUGCCCCACGCGGUCCCGUCCCCGCCAGCGGUCGCCGGUUCUAG
Messenger RNA from Moesziomyces aphidis, 1041 nucleotides. NCBI's taxonomy places the organism in Eukaryota, Fungi, Basidiomycota, Ustilaginomycetes, Ustilaginales, Ustilaginaceae. The record is from the annotation of a GenBank genome assembly.